AUGAGCUCAGGACAAAUAACGCCGAAUGACUUUGAACUGGAUCAACUAAUAACCGAAGAGGGCAACUCCGAAGAACAUCCCACUAUGAAAGAGCUUAAUGCCUCCAUCACAAAUUCAGGGGAAAUGAAGAACAUUAUGUGGAAAGACCAAAAAGUAAAAGUAUAUGCUUUAAAUUAUAAGGAAGUUCCACUUGUAAAGUAUCAAAUUGUUGCUUGCAUGAUAAUGUUUUUGGUCUUUGGGUUUAAUGAUCAGGCAACAGGGUCGUUACUGCCGACAUUAACUGAGCAUUACAAGAUAUCCACUGUUAAAGUUUCAAAUAUUUUCUUAUUGCAAUUGUUUGGCUAUACUCUGGCGUCACUCUAUAAUGAAACUCUACAUCGAUAUAUUGGAAUGAGAGGUGGUAUGAUCACUGCUACAGCAUUAUGUCUAGUCUUUUUCGGCAUUUUAGCAAGUAAGCCUCGGAGCUUUUACGUUUAUAUGUUUUGUUGUCUACCUUUAGGUUUGGCUCUUGGAAUAGUAGACUCAAUCGCUAAUGUGUUCAUAGGAAACCUCGUCAUCCAUAAAAACGAAAUGAUGGGAAUUAUGCAUUCAGUUUAUGGGGCUGCUGCAAUGCUUACACCUCCAUUGGUAGCUCAUUUUGUUGAGUGGGGACAUUGGUCUCUAUUUUUUUUGCUCCCCGUAAUAACAUCAUUCGUGGGAAUGUGUUUUAUCAUACCUGCGUUUAGGUUUGAAACAGAGGCAAAAUAUGAUUAUGUUUGUGCCGUUGCCAAAGAAAAUGAACACAGCGAUACUCCAGAAGAUCCAGAUGAAACUAAAUUUCUCACUUUAAUAAAGAAUCCAAUUAUUUUAUUGAAUUCGAUAUUUCUAUUUAUUUAUUUGGGAGCUGAAAUUUCCACAGGUUCGUGGUUUUUCUCGUUUUUAUUGGCUACCAAAUCAACUGAUAAAGUUGCUAUGUCAUAUAUUGCAUCAGCUUACUGGAUUGGGUUUACUUUAGGUAGAUUAGUGUUAGGGUUUGCCACAGAUAGGUUUUUUUCAAAUCAGUACAAGGCUAGUCGAGGCUAUGGCUUUUUGACUUUAUUUUGGUAUACAAUAUUUGUCAUUGUAGGGGCUAUAAAUUAUAAUUCCAAACUGUAUUUUACGGGGUUAUUCUUGGUGGUUUUCUUUUGUGGCUUUUUUAUGGGACCAUUAUUCCCUAAUGCAAGUAUAGUUACCUUACAAAUAUUACCAGGAAAUCUACAUAUCCCAGGAAUAAGUCUUGCUGUCGCAAUAGGUGGUUGUGGUGGUGCUGCAUUACCCUAUAUGGUUGGGGUGAUUACACAUUUAAUUGGAAUUGAAUGGACACCAUUGCUAUGUUGGAUAAUGGUUGCUGCGCUUACCGUAGUAUGGGCGUCUUAUCCUCGCUAUAUUAAAGGGCAUGAUGAAUUUUUGUGA
Molecule: messenger RNA, 1431 nt
Organism: Naumovozyma castellii
Lineage: Eukaryota; Fungi; Ascomycota; Saccharomycetes; Saccharomycetales; Saccharomycetaceae
Gene: BSC6
Product: Bsc6p
Exons: 1
Coding region: 1-1431 (476 amino acids)
Source: RefSeq, a predicted model, not a curated record